AGUCACAUAUUAAUUAAUUCAGGUUUUAAAAUGUAGUGGCAUUUUUUCAGUACGCAAAAAUUUUUUCUUUGGGUAACAUUGUCUAUAAUAACGGGUGUCAACACCAUCAAAUUUUUAUGUCAAAUUACUGUUCAGUGGAAAAGUGACAAGCAAAAAUACAAAAAUGGUUCUCGAGAGUACUAUGAUUUGUUUUGAUAAUAGUGAUUACCAACGAAAUGGUGAUUACUUUCCAACUCGUCUAAAUGUUCAAAAAGACGGAAUUAAUUUGGUUUGUCUAACUAAGAUUCGAUCAAAUCCAGAAAACAAUGUUGGUCUUAUGACUAUGUCCAACACUGUUGAGGUACUGGCCACACUAACUACCGACGUAGGUAGAAUAUUUUCAAAAAUGCACACUGUUCAACCUAAAGGGGAAAUUAAUUUUUCAACUGGUAUUAGAAUUGCUCAUUUAGUACUGAAACAUCGUCAAGGGAAAAAUCAUAAAAUGAGGAUUGUUGCUUUUGUUGGAUCGCCUAUCACACACGAUGAAAAUGAGUUAACACGUUUAGCUAAGCGUUUAAAAAAAGAAAAAGUCAACGUGGAUAUUGUUAGUUUCGGAGAUCAUGAUAACAAUAAUGAGCUGCUUACAGUAUUUGUUAACGCUAUUAAUGGUAAAGAAGGGUCUGGAUCUCAUUUAGUUAGUGUACCGCGUGGCUCAGGUCUUUCUGAUGCUCUACUAUCUUCACCUAUAAUACACGGUGAGGAUGGAGCACCUGGAGCAGGUUAUGGAGGUGCUGGUUUUGAAUUUGGUGUUGAUCCUAAUGAAGAUCCUGAAUUAGCAUUGGCAUUGCGUGUUUCCAUGGAAGAACAACGUCAACGUCAAGAAGAAGAGCAAAGGCGUGCAUUAGCUGAUUCUAAUGCAGCUAGUGGAACUGCAGCAACUACAGGAACAAGCGGUGAACAAUCAAAUACCGGUUCUGCUGCAUCUAUUAUGGAAGAUUCGAAUUCAGAAGAAGCAAUGUUGCAACGUGCUUUGGCAUUGUCAACUGAAGCUCCCGAAGACAAUUUGCCCGAUUUUGCAAACAUGACUGAAGAGGAACAAAUUGCAUUUGCUAUGCAGAUGUCCAUGCAAGAUGCAGACGAGACCGUAACUCAGCAGGCAAAACGCCCUAAAACUGAAGAAGACGCACCAAUGGAAGUCGACGAAGAUUAUUCGGAAGUUAUUGGUGAUCCAGCUUUUCUUCAAAGUGUUCUUGAAAACUUACCUGGUGUAGAUCCACAAUCCGAAGCUGUGCGUGAUGCUGUAGGCUCUCUAAGCAAGGAUAAGGAAAAGGAGAAGAAGAAUGAUUCCAAUAAAAAAUAAACUUAUUUUGAUAAGCGCAUUUUUAAAUACAUUAUUACUCCUGAACUAUAAUAUUUAAUAAUUUCACAUAAAUAAAGAAUUAAAAAUAUCAAAG
Molecule: messenger RNA, 1433 nt
Organism: Teleopsis dalmanni
Lineage: Eukaryota; Metazoa; Arthropoda; Insecta; Diptera; Diopsidae
Gene: Rpn10
Product: 26S proteasome non-ATPase regulatory subunit 4
Exons: 7
Coding region: 164-1339 (391 amino acids)
Biological process (GO): proteasome-mediated ubiquitin-dependent protein catabolic process
Cellular component (GO): proteasome regulatory particle, base subcomplex; nucleus; cytosol
Molecular function (GO): polyubiquitin modification-dependent protein binding
Source: RefSeq, a predicted model, not a curated record